Molecule: messenger RNA, 3024 nt
Organism: Cyprinodon tularosa
Lineage: Eukaryota; Metazoa; Chordata; Actinopteri; Cyprinodontiformes; Cyprinodontidae
Product: spermatid perinuclear RNA-binding protein-like
Exons: 18
Coding region: 374-2392 (672 amino acids)
Cellular component (GO): precatalytic spliceosome
Molecular function (GO): single-stranded RNA binding; double-stranded RNA binding
Source: RefSeq, a predicted model, not a curated record
UUCGCUCCCCUCCGCACUGCUCGGCUCUCAGAACAGGUUGGCCGCCGGGGGACUCCAUCCCUGCCGUUACCGCUCUCUAUCACUCUCAAACCGGACACUGUCGCUGCUGUUCCCGUCCAACCUCAACCCACGGUUCUCAAGUCGGUCUCGGGAUAGAAACUUCGCUACUGUCACAGGAGGCUGGACGACCGUUAGAGAUAAACUGUGGAGGUGCUUUCACCAAGGGAUUCUCUCAUCGCGGAGUUGAGCGGACACUCAGAGUGGGACCCGAGAGACUGAAGACUAGGAGGCUUUGACUGCAUGAGGAGGCCAAGAGACAGGACCCUGGUCCUCAAGUAGACCCUCCAUAGACCCUCCCCCACACUGCCUGAACAUGAGGUCGUUCCGAUCAUUUGCAAACGACGACCGCCACGUCAUGGCCAAACACUCCAGCGUCUAUCCAGCCCCGGAGGAGCUGGAGGCCAUCCAGAAGCUGGUUUCCACCGUGGAGGGAGCCCUCAAGAAGGUCUCUGAUUGGAUGGAUGGCCUGAAAAACACCUCAGGAAAAACUCCCAGCUGUAGAAACACAGAGGAGGAAGAUGCUGCUGAGACAGAAUCUGAAGGUACAUCGGUGCUGUGCGGGGUGACACGGGUUGGCCUGGUGGCCAAAGGUCUGCUGAUUAAAGGCGACAUGAACCUGGAGCUGGUUCUGAUGUGCAGAGAGAAGCCCACCAAGCUGCUGCUGUACACCAUCAGCGCCAACCUUCCCCUACAGAUCCAGACUAUGACCGAGGACGGAUAUGAAGUUCGGUCGUGUCUCUCUGAGGCGGCGAUCCAGGUGUGCAGCACCAAAGACCCCCGGCUGACCCUGAAGAUCACCCUCUCCUCAUUAGCCAUGAGGGAGGAACACAGCUCCACAGAAGCAGAAGAGGACCACGACCGCGAGAAAAAUGAGCAGAGGUGUGAGGAAAAGGAGGAGGAAGAUGUCCUGGACGCUCUGAAAUGCCAGGCUGCUCUGGCAGCACUGCGACAUGCCAAGUGGUUCCAGGCCCGAGUUACUGACCUAAAGUCCUGCGUCAUUGUUCUGAGGGUCCUCAGAGACGUUUGCAACCGUCAGCCAGUGUGGGAGCAUCUCAAAGGAUGGCCAUUAGAGCUGAUCUGUGAAAAGGCCAUCGCCACCUGUAACCGGGCGCUGGGUCCAGGGGAAGCUCUGCGUCGUGUCAUGGAGUGUAUUGCCUCAGGAAUCCUUUUACCAGGAGGCCCAGGAGUUCACGAUCCCUGCGAGAGGGAACCCAGAGAUGUCCUGACGCACCUGAGCGCCCAGCAGGCUAACGCCCUCACACACAGCGCGCAGCAUGCACUGCGCCUCAUAGCGUUCGGACAGCUUUACAAGGUGCUGAAUAUGGAUCCCCUGCCGGCCAACAAGGCCUCUCCGAGGCUGUUAGAAGGCAGCUGUCAGAAGAGACUCCGAAACGACUCUGGCUGUGAGGACAGAGACUUCAGCAAGCGAAUAAAAGUUUUAGACUGGAGGAUGACUGACCCCAACCAUCCCAUGAACGCUCUAAUGCGUCUGAACCAGAUCCACCCGGGCCUCCAGUACCGUCUGCUGUGUCAGUCGGGCCCGGUCCACGCUCCGGUCUUCACCAUGUCCGUGGAGAUCCAGGGAACCACCUACCAGGCCUCAGGAAACUCAAAGAGGACCGCCAAGCUCCAAGUGGCACUUAAGGCGCUGCAGGCUCUGGGCUAUGUGCUCGGCUCAGAUGGAGACCUGGACUCUCUGAGCGCUGAUGAGAAGUCAGAUGGAGAAGGGAAAAACGACAGGAUGUCCACCAGCUCCAGCUCCACAUCCGUCACCUCCUCCACGGAGGCACAGGAGUCCAGAGCUCCAGGUCCGAUUCUGACGGCAGGAGGGAAAAACCCGGUGAUGGAGCUGAACGAGAAGCGGCGCGGCCUGAAGUACGAGCUGAUUUCAGAGAGUGGAAGCAGCUACGACAAACGUUUCAUCAUAGAGGUGGAGGUGGACAAACAGGUGUUUCGGGGAACUGGUCCCAAUAAGAAAGUAGCCAAAGCCAGUGCAGCGCUCGCUGCUCUGAACAGCUUGUUCUCUGGACCCAAAUCAACAAAUGGCAAAAAGAAACGACUCAACCCUCCGCCAAAGCGACACGUAACCACGGUGCUGACCAUCCCGUCCCUCGCUGCCAGACCUCCACGGGUCCCGGUGAUCCCCAGAGCCCCGUACAUCAGCUCCCCACCCACACACGGGUACAUCCCUCCAGGUUUCGGUGCUCCUUAUGGCUACAGCCCUGCAGGCCACCUCCCUGCUUACAGUCUUUCCUCCAGGUUGCCCUCAGUAGUUGUCCCCAUCAUCCGAGUCCCCCCAGUUUACCCUGUCACCCACCUGUACCCCUAUUAGGACCACACCCCCCCAUUAAAAGGAAUAUCCUCAGUAAGCUAAGCCACUGCUGAUUGAGUGCAGGCUGAGAGCUCUCAGCUAAGGAAUCAGAUCUGCUGAGUUUCAAAUGAAAUAAUAGAGCUAUGCGUGUCUGGACGCUCAGAUUUUUAAUGGAUGGACAGCUUUUUACCUUCCUGGAUCUCUCCUUUAUCCAGUCAAAGAAAAUAAACUAAAAGGUCAUUUAAAUUCAAACUGUCAGUUGUAAAAAUGACGGGAGUGUUUUAUGUGCAGGACAUCCUCAGCUCUGCUGAUGUUUCUCUAACAAAACUCAAACAACACCUUUUAAAUUAAUCUCAGUCAUUUUUAAAGUGGAAGUUAAACGUCGACCAAACUUCUUUCACAAAACUGUGUCUUACUUUUAUUAAUAAUUAUAUUACAAAUGUGAAAAAUUUAAAGGUAAAAGAAAAAAAGAAGUAUUGUUUUAGAAUAUUUUGGAAGCUGCUUUGAGUUUUUAAUCGUUUUUAAUUUCCAUGCCUAUAAGCUGGGCUCUACUGACCGCCCAAAACACUGACAGAGUGUGAAAACACAUUAAGCAGUGACACAAACAGCUACGUAGGACGGUAUUAAAUCAUCAACUCCGCCCCUUUCUCAAA